Anopheles marshallii is the source of this 1083-nucleotide messenger RNA. RefSeq names its product probable deoxyhypusine synthase. The transcript has 2 exons. NCBI's taxonomy places the organism in Eukaryota, Metazoa, Arthropoda, Insecta, Diptera, Culicidae. Gene Ontology annotation, cellular component: cytoplasm. The record is from RefSeq and is a predicted model, not a curated record. Gene Ontology annotation, molecular function: deoxyhypusine synthase activity. The coding region runs from base 1 to 1083 and encodes 360 amino acids. Gene Ontology annotation, biological process: peptidyl-hypusine biosynthetic process.
AUGGAACAAUGCAAAGAACCGAGUGUGGCUAAAGAAGCAGUUUUGCAGGAAAGUUCCAAGUUGCCAGAAAACACUCCAAAAAUACAUGGCUACGAUUGGAACGAAGGAUACAGCUAUGAGAAAUUGUUCAGCUCGUACGUACACAGUGGCUUUCAGGCGACGAAUCUUGGGAGGGCAAUUGAAGAAGUGAACAAAAUGAUUGCUGCACGGCAAGUGCCAUUGCCGGAGGACAAAUUAGACACGUACGAAGAGGAUGAAUUCAUAAAGCGGCAAAAGAACUGUACAAUCUUCCUUGGAUAUACCUCCAACAUGGUGUCAGCCGGAGUGCGGGAAACGAUUCGCUUUCUGGUGCAGCACCAUAUGGUGGACUGUAUCGUAACGACGGCAGGGGGCGUUGAGGAAGAUUUAAUCAAAUGUCUGGCCCCCACAUACCUCGGUUCUUUCGAGCUGGUGGGCCGUGAAUUGCGCGAACGUGGUAUCAACCGAAUAGGUAAUCUGCUCGUACCGAAUGAAAAUUACUGCAAGUUUGAGAAUUGGGUCAUACCCAUCCUUGACGAAAUGCUACAAGAGCAGAAGAGCGUGGGAACGCUUUGGACACCAUCGAAAGUGAUCGCAAGGUUGGGUGAAAAAAUUAACGAUGAAUCGUCGAUUUAUUACUGGGCUGCCAAAAACCGCAUUCCCGUGUUCAGUCCCGCCCUGACCGAUGGAAGUCUGGGCGAUAUGAUGUACUUUCACUCUUUUCGUAAUCCGGGACUGGUGGUGGACAUAGUGUCGGAUUUACGGCGGCUCAACACGAUGGCUGUGAAGGCGGUUCAAUCGGGUAUUAUCAUUGUUGGGGGCGGUGUCAUAAAGCAUCACAUUUGCAACGCGAACCUGAUGCGAAAUGGGGCCGAUUAUUCCGUGUUCAUUAACACGGCAUCGGAGUACGAUGGGAGUGAUAGCGGAGCGCGACCGGAUGAGGCCGUGUCAUGGGGUAAAAUCAAAAAGGAUGCUACACCGGUGAAGGUGUACGCAGAAGCUAGUCUGGUGUUCCCGAUACUGGUCGGGGAAACGUUUGUAAAGAAUCAUUAUCGGAAAAAAUAA